AUGUCUGCUGCCAGCUUUCUGACUGAAGAUCAGUUUCUGUGCUCCAUCUGUCUGGAUGUGUUCACUGAUCCAGUCAGCACACCAUGUGGACACAACUUCUGUAAAACCUGCAUCACUGAACACUGGAAUAUUAGUGUCCUGUGUCAGUGUCCCAACUGUGAAGAGGUUUUCAACACAAAACCUGAGCUGCAGGUCAACACUUUCAUCUCUGAGAUGGCUGCUCAGUUCAGACAGUCAGCUCAACAGAAAGCCAGCAGCAGCAGCUCAGAGCAACAAGCUGCCAAACCAGGAGAAGUUCCCUGUGAUGUCUGCACUGGAACCAAAGUGAAGGCCCUGAAGUCCUGCCUGGUUUGUCUGGUCUCCUACUGUGAGACUCACCUGGAGCCUCAUCUGACAAUGGCAGGCCUGAAAAGACAUCAGCUGAUCGACCCUGUGGAGAACCUGGAAGGCAGGAUGUGUACGAAGCACGAUAAACUGCUGGAGCUGUUCUGUAAGACCGACCAGAUGUGUGUCUGCAUGCUCUGCUCUGUUUCAGACCACAAGACACAUGAUGUUGUUCCUCUGAAUAUGAAGAAGAAGGCGAGCUUGAAAUCAGCAGACGAUGAAGAGACGACUGAAGAUUGA
This is a messenger RNA of Micropterus salmoides (largemouth bass), 624 nucleotides long. Its product is annotated as E3 ubiquitin/ISG15 ligase TRIM25-like. Gene Ontology annotation, molecular function: zinc ion binding. Bases 1 to 624 code for a protein of 207 amino acids. The transcript has a single exon. NCBI's taxonomy places the organism in Eukaryota, Metazoa, Chordata, Actinopteri, Centrarchiformes, Centrarchidae. The record is from RefSeq and is a predicted model, not a curated record.